Dreissena polymorpha is the source of this 1743-nucleotide messenger RNA. RefSeq lists its product as uncharacterized. The coding region runs from base 1 to 1743 and encodes 580 amino acids. The record is from RefSeq and is a predicted model, not a curated record. The transcript has a single exon. Lineage: Eukaryota; Metazoa; Mollusca; Bivalvia; Myida; Dreissenidae.
AUGCAAGCGUUAUUGAUAUUGCCAUCACCAACUUCCACAGUCGCGAGUUUGAGAGGGUUUUACGACCGCAUGGAAACGUAUAUCCGGGGUCUUGAGUCGCUAGGACAACAUCAAGAUAUGUACGGUAGCCUAUUGGUGCCAGUUGUAUUGGAAAAAUUGCCGAUGGCUAUACGUAAAAAUCUCGCCCGCGUAAACGAGAAUAAUGACUGGUUUUUGCAAGAUCUGCGACGAGCGAUUAACAAGGAAAUCAACAUUCUCGAGAUCGGCACCGGAAGUUCCUAUGCGUUGCCGGAAGUUAGCGACUACAACUCAACAUCAUUGUUUCAUGCAAGUGCGAAUGGUAAGAAGACUUCAUACACUCCUAGCAACAAGUUUGGCAAAAGGAAUACGCAAAAUUAUUCUAGAACAUGUGCAUUUUGUGAUCAAGAACAUUUAAGUUGUGAAUGUAAAAACUUUCCUGACACUGCUGCCCGAAUGAAUGUUGUGAAACGGAAACAGCUUUGUUUUAACUGCUUGGGUAAACACCGAAUCACAGAAUGCAAGUCAAACGGACGCUGUCAAAACUGCCACCGGAAGCAUCACACUUCUAUCUGUAAGGAGCUACAAAGAAAACCGGAAGUUGAAUCGCCGCAACCGGAAGCCGCCGUAUUCUUCUCGUCUACAAAGAGGUCGAACGCAGACGUUAUAUUAAAGACCGUCAUUGCCCCUGUUUCAUCGUCUCACACUACAACGGAUGCCGCCAUAUUAGUCGACGAAAGCGCACAGCGAUCCUUUAUCACCAGAAAGCUUGCUGACGAUCUUCAACUAGAGAGUGAUGGAAUAGAAACACUUAGCCUGACGGGAUUCGGAGGAAGUAAUAACAGAAGUUUACAGCAACUAGAACGCACGACAGUGUACAUAGUUUCGAAGAGAAAGAAGAUACCUGUAAGUGUACUCAUCGUCCCCACUAUUGCGGCUCCCAUCAGAUGCGGAUAUCUUAGAUCGACUGCGGAACUUCCAUACCUGCGGGGAUUGAAGUUGGCUCAUUCCGUUACAGGUGACACGUUAUUUGACAUUUCAUUACUCGUUGGAGCUUACCACUAUUGGGAUAUUGUCGAAGAUCACGUUGUUCGAGGGAACGGGCCGACUGCCGUCAAGUCUAAGAUUGGUUAUUUACUGUCCGGUCCGAUGCCCUCCACGACUCAUGCGUCAGCUGAUAAGCACAUCUUGAACGUACUUGCAUCGCGCGCCCCAGAACACAGCAUAUUAGAACGUUUCUGGAGUCCUGAGAACAUGGGUAUCUCACCUUGUGAACCUGACCGGAAGUCUGUCGAGUACCUACAGCAAUACCAAGCGACAGCUAUUGAGUACGACAACGGAAGGUACCAUGCCAAACUACCAUGGAAGCAAGACCACCCUGCUCCACCAACAAACCACAACAUAGCCUUGAAGAGAACUGUUGGGGCUAUUCAGAGGUUGCGCAAUGAACCGGAAGUGCCUCGGGCACAUUGUGACAUCAUAGCAGAGCAGGAAAGACGUGGCUUCAUCGAGCGGGUACCACUUGGUCAAGAGUCAGCUGAACAUUUGCACUACAUCCCUCAUCACCCAGUGGAAAAAGAAUCAUCAACGACACCCAUACGCAUCGUCUACGAUUGUAGCUGCCGUCAGUCACGUGAUUCACCAAGCUUGAACGACUGCCUGAAAUCAACGCCACCGGCAUUGAACGAGCUUACGUCGAUUCUUACAAUCGUCACAGAAAUCUAG